Messenger RNA from Dibothriocephalus latus, 456 nucleotides. The record is from the annotation of a GenBank genome assembly. Lineage: Eukaryota; Metazoa; Platyhelminthes; Cestoda; Diphyllobothriidea; Diphyllobothriidae.
AUGGACAACAAAACGCACCGACCUCAAAAUUUGGCGAGCGAUCCCAUACGUCAAAGACGACUCGGAAGCCAUUGGCCGACCUCUCGCAUAACUUGGAUCUGGAGUUGCACACAGGCCGAAGGCCGCCUUAAGGCAUCGGAUAAUGAAACCGAAAGACCCACUGCCGCGACAAGAAACAUCGGGAGUCAUCUACAAGAUCUGGCGCAGUUGCGGACAAACGCCAAUAAGUCUACAAUCUCGUUACCCGUGAUGGCUCUCCGUGCUCAGUUCGAGGGUCACAAUGACAUCGGUGUCUUCACUCGUCUAACAAAUACUUACUGCCUUGUUUCUAUCGGCGGUUCUGAAGGAUAUUACAGUGUCUUUGAAGCCGAGUUGGGCGACAGUAUCCCAGUUAUCCACGCCAGCAUUGCCGGAAUUCGUACUGUAGGCUGCCUGACCGCAGGUGAGAGUUACUAA